Messenger RNA from Telopea speciosissima, 426 nucleotides. RefSeq lists its product as uncharacterized. Bases 1 to 426 code for a protein of 141 amino acids. The transcript has a single exon. The record is from RefSeq and is a predicted model, not a curated record. NCBI's taxonomy places the organism in Eukaryota, Viridiplantae, Streptophyta, Magnoliopsida, Proteales, Proteaceae.
AUGAAAGGCAUAACCUCUGCCAAGGAUAUGAUGGAUAAGCUCAAGGAACUUUUCAGUCAAACUGAUGUGCAUGAGCACCAUGAGCUUGUUGGUCUUAUCCAUAAUACUAAGAUGCAAGAGGGAACUCCAAUCAUCGAUCAUGUCAUGAAGAUGAGAAAUUUGUUCGAGAAACUGGAAAUCCUUGAUACUUCCUUCACUCUUAAGUAUAAAAGAAAUGUGAUCUUCAGCUCUCUCCCCAUAGCAUAUAGCCCUUUUGUCUGCAACUUCAACAUGAAUAGGUUGGAUGCUGAGCCGACUAAGGUGGGUAAUAUGUUACAAGAGGAGGAGAAAGCACUUAAGAAGGAAAAGGGUGAGGUCAAUGCCACAGAAGUCCAAGGUUUUAAUUCCAAGAAUAAAGGGAAGAAGAUCAAAGGCCAACAAGGAUAA